CCGAUCUCGCGAGAUGUUCCCGUCUCCAUGGAGAUGGCUUCUUUGGAUAUGGCGACGACCUCGUAACUUCAGACGUUUAGCAUCUUUUGCUUUUCUUACGACAUGCACAUACUGAUGGAGUUUAACAUUAUAUGACGGCAUGAGUGUUGACAGAAGAAACAGAAAAUGCCAACAGUGGAAGAGGAAUUCUUACUAAAAGAUGUGCAUCCACAUUUGUCUGGGUUUACUCCGAGACCAGUUGAGAAACUGGCAAAGACAAAACCACCUUGUCAGCUUCUUGACUUAGAUUGCCAGCAUUUCCUUAACCGUUCAACUAAAACAAGCACACACACAUAUCCCUGUGUGCAGUAUCAGCUUUGGUUGGAAGCCGGCAAACAUGACCCUCCUUUUCCAAAAAAUUCUGAUACCAAUUACGACAGUAAUGUGUGGCGAAACUUCCGCAGAAAUUUUGGCUUCCAGACGUCUUCAAAAGGGAGGAAAAUUUCUGAUGUCAUUGCAACCAUGUAUCCACUGAACAUUCCACCUCCCUCACAGUUGAAUGACCACACAUUUGAUAGAUACAUCAAAGAAACAGCUUUAUUUAAAGAUGAAAAUAGAAAAGCCAUGGCUAUCAAACAGAUUCAGUCAGACUUACAGGAGUUUCGAAAACUGAAGUUCAAGACAGAAGCAAGAAAUCCGCCAAUAGACAAAAAAGGUAAGAUUCUCCCACCCGAGAACUUCAAGAAGUAUGUUCAUCAGUAUUUCCCCUUGCCAACCCCUCCGCCAUCACCGCCACCUCCAUUCCAGAAGACAGACAUGUUUGGGCAACGUUACAUCCCUCGCUCAGGACCAGGACUCUGGAAGCUAUCCCACAAACUAAACCAUCCAGAAUUUAAGCGACUGCAGGAGGAGAUAAAUAAGAGACGAAUAAUGAAAGAAGAGCUCAGAAAGCAGAUGACACGAGCAUUACCUUCUCCUGUGAGCUUCGAGGAUGUUCUCAGAGAAUAGACACAUCAAAAAAGCAAUCUUAUUUUGUUUGAGUGGAGAAGAAAAGAAAGAAAUGCUCUUAACCUGAUGUUUCAAGAUGUUCAUUUAACAGCACUAUCUUGCAUACUUGACUGCUUCAAUUUCUCCCAGUUUUCAACAUCUCCCCAAUGUUGACAACCCAUCUUCUAUUGCACCUGAUGUGUAAAGCAAAUCAAAUGAUAAUAAAAAUCAGUGCCUGUGUUUUAUCUUUCCACAACGCCAAAUCUUUCAAGCUCAUCAAGAGGUUGUAGUUCUUUUAGGUUCUGUGAUGGUUGACCAGGUAAUUAUGUUCUUUCAGCCAAAUCAGAGUCAUGUUGGUACUCAUGCUUAUGACAGGUUUGAUAGAAUGGCUUUAAAAAUGUAUGCUGUUUACAUGAGAUCACUUGCCUUAUUUAUUUGCCAUCUACCAUGUCUCAAGAAAAGUUGACAAUGUGCCAAAAAAUCAAACUUCCAUAACAAAUGAAAGGGCAGACAAAUCAAGAAACAUAUCUGUCAGCCAUUUCAUGAGCACAUUUCUUUGCCUCAGUGAUGAGAAUAUAAAAAUGUUUUUUCUGCUUAAACAUGAACACCAACUUGGUGACAUCAGUGGAUGGUGUUUCUAUGAAAUGUUUUGCUUCAUUCACUGCUUGUCAACCUGUCCUGCUUCCCUGUGUAAAGCUUUCAGAAAUUUUUUGGGCCAGUAGAACAUAUCCCUCCUUUGAAACUGUUGCAGUGAUGGGAAAGGAUUUUGUUCAUGAGAAAGACAAAUAUGCAGGUCUGAUUCUAAGAAGGAUCAGAUUUCAAGAAAGGUUAUUCAACUCACCGGGCCUCAGUUAUUGACUGCAUUAACAUGGAGUGAUCAAAAAAGGCGUGAUGAUAUAGCAGCAAUCCAAGAUGUCACGCUACACCACUUUCAAUUGCUAUGUCUAUUGGGAAUGGUGUGAACUGCAUAAAUUUAAUGCAGAUUCAUGUGCUUUAGUAGUGGCUUAUCUUUGUUUUGUUGAAACAGUCUUAUACUGCCUCUCGAACUGUACAAUGAGAAAAAAAAUGUGCUUCCAGUCAGAAGAUUGUGUAAAAUACAAGACAGUUUUCAUUUUAAAAAAAAGAAUGAAAGGACUUUAGGUGCCUGCUUACCUACAAGAAUAUCUUUAAUGCAUGAGGCAAAAGGGUGUGUCCCCCAAAAAAUGAUAUACAUUUUCAAGAGGUGGACCUCAAGCUUUAUAUAUUUUUAUGACAAUGAGUGUGUUGAUUUUCAAGUUAAAGUGUUGUACUGUAGAUUUUUCUAGCUAUCAAACUAAUUUUUUACAUUAGUUCCAUGACUAUGAAUUUGUGAUCAUUUAGUUAGCAACAUAUGUUUACAAUCCUCUAGAAUUAUUAAAAAUAAUCACUUGCUAGUGAAAUGUAAAUGAAAGUAUGUAUAUCUUCAGCUACUUCUGGUUCUUUUGAAUUUUUCGAUUGUAAACAAGAUGCGCUAUACAAAUCAUGCAUUUUUUAUUAUUAUUGCUUGUGAGUGGAAAGGUGUGAAUGUGCACUAAUCACACACCUCCCUCUACAUUUUGAAAACAAAAAUGUGAGAUCAAGUUUUGCAACAGAAUCAUAAAAUAAGUUUUAAUUUAUGUAAAAUAUUUUUUGUCCACAGAGUUGAUUCACAAAUCUAAGGAAUUAAAACCAAAAAAGCAAAGACAUUGCCUUUUGCAGCAAGAAUUUCAAAUGAAAGACCUCAAAAUACAUCAAAGCAACACAGCUCUUAGUUUUAUGGAUCUGUAAGUGUAAAAUACAAGCAAAUAUUGCAUUAAUUUUAUUGUUUUGCUCAGUCUUUAAGCUACCAACAUUAUAAAAUAGUAUAUAGACAAGACUGGAAAUUAUUAGCUGUCAUAAAUAUUUAUGUACCCCAUAUUCUAAGCUUUUACAUCUUGCACAUAUGUCUUUCUGUUAUAGUAAUUUAAAGAAAUAAGUUUUGUGCACCUUACAAACAAUGAACUGAACCGAAAAAGAAAAGUAAUAAGAUAUGCAGAGAUGUACAGCUUUGACAUCUAACCAAUAAUGUUCAUUGAAAUAUCAAACUGAAACUUGUGGCACAAACCGUGCUUAAUUGCUCAAGGUAAUAAAAGGGAGCUUCAAAUAAAGAAGGGAGCUUCAAAAUUUGUCCAGACUUUUGCCAUUUUUAGUACAAACACUUCAAUCUUCAGAGUACAUCUCUACAUAUAAAAUUAAAAGUAUAGAUAAAAUGACAGCUUUAACACAUCCUAUGAGACCCAAAAGCUUUGUUCAUUUAUUUCUUUUAGAUGAAACAUGGAAAUACAGUCAGGAGUUAGCAGUCCUGUUAAAUAUUCAUACAUGUACCUGAAAUUACAAGGCAAUCCGAAAAGUUAUGCACCAUGAAAAUAAUUGUUCAGCCACUGGAAUUCUACAAGAAAAGCAUUCAGCCUCGAACUUGCCAUUGAGCAUUUGCAAUGAGUGUUAUAUUUUAAGUCUUAAGACAUACAAAUGACUUGCCUCUCUAUCUUUAGUGAACACAAAUUUUCCUCUGAAAAUUCCUAGAACAGUGGUUCUUAACCUUGUUUGAGGUACCGAACCCACAAGUUUCAUAUGCAUGUUCACCGAACCCUUCUUUAGUGUCAUCAUGAAUUGCAGGUGUGUCUUGACCUCCGGGCUGAGGCUCCGCCAAACCCCUGAGACCAACUCACUGAACCCCUAGGGUUCAAUCGAACUCCGGUUAAGAACCACUGUCCUAGAAGUAUUACAUUUUCCUAUCCAUGUGAACCUGUACAUAUGCUGAAAUUUCUAUUCAUUUCAUGACUAAACUGUAUUAAAUAUAUACAUAAAAGCGUUAAAUACAUUUUCUACUGCAUUUUGCCUUAUUUUAUUAUCAUCCCUGAAAGAAACAUCUGCUUUAUUUUGCACAUUUUACCAUUAACAAUAAAUGAUGGCGAAUGAAUAACUUUUUGUGUAAGGGGUGCUCAAGGACAAACAUUCGACGUUAAACGUUUGCAUUUAUGUGCCAGACCAUGAUCUGUUGAUACAUAAGUGAUAUGGCUAAAAUAACAAUUUUUUAUUAAUGUGUGGAUAACAUUACCCAAACUAGGACUGUAUUAUCUUUCAAUUUCUGCUUGGAUGACCUUGUUGUAGAUACAACAAACUGAGCUCUCAUGCAGAAUGUUACAAAUAACCCAGGUAUUGUGCUUAGUUUUGCACUUGAAACAAUUUACAAAGGCAUCCAAAAAAAAAAAGGAAGAGAUGACAAUCUUGAUGACAGUCUCCAAUUAUGAAAGAUCAGCAGAAACUGACAUACAAAGUUUUAAAACAUUUUCAAUAAAAUUGCCUUUUGAAGUCAAAGAGAAAAAACAUUUGCUUAUAUCAAAACAGCAACAAGAAACACAUUUUUUAAAUUAUGCUAUUGGUAACUUAACAAUGUUUCACUGCAGCAUUUUGGCAUUACCAGACCAUUAGAGCCAACUCUUUCAGUUUUUUACUGUUUAUGGUAAUAGAGAAUAUUUGUAUGUACAAAUAUAAAAUAAACAAAUCCCAAUCUUAUUCAUACACUGUUCUGUUUAAAAAUAUUUAUAGUUUUAUUCACAGUGUUUUUUAAUUUUAAUCAACCACAGAUUGACAAGCAGGAACUCCUAUAUAAUCACAUCCAGCCUCUGAAAAGAAGUUUUCAAGAUAUUACUUGAAGGUGUAAUGUAGGAAAUUAAUUUUCCUUAUGAUGGCCUACAGUUGACUGCUUGCACUCUCCUUUAAAUUAACAACACAAGAGAACAAAAACAUUACAAAUUUUACAAUUUCACUUAAAUGCCCAGACUUUAUUUUCACUUAACAGCUAUUUAGAAUUACCUAGCUAAUUUAAGCAUCAUGUAUUUUUGUAAAAGGCGGGCACAACCCCUUUCAGGCCUGUGAGACAAGCCAUGCUUAUACAUCAGAAGAUUCAUUUCUCUUCUUCACUCAUUUCUGUUGUCACUCCAAUGAUAAUCCAUGGUUUCAAUUUACAGGGGCGGACAAAACAAUCUGGCAGGCAACAUUACAAAAUCAAAUCAGCAUCUCUAAUUUUGAAUCAUGCAUUUCUGUUGAAGUUACUUGCUCUCUUUUUUUCACAUGCGCGCGCACACACACACACACAUAUAUAUAUCACAAAAGUUUAGCCAUGUAGACAGGAGUCCAAAAUUUUCUGCAUAAUGUUCACGUAAGUGGUGCACUGCUCUUCAACAACAACAAAAAAGUUUUAAGUUGUACUUCACAUCUAGCUUCAUGGAAAAAGUACAAUGAAAUUUAGAUUUAUGCAUAGCAUACUCAUAUUACAAACAUUCUCAACCAAGAAUCCCAAAGCACAAUCUAGAGAGAUGGGGGGGGAAUUGGUGUUUUACGCCGUGCCAGCAACUGAGGCUAUAUUACGGCAAGGCACCCAGCCCUGUAAACAGAUGCCACGUGCAGAGAAAGAACAGCGUGCCCGAGACGAGAAAUGAACUCAGGGCAGCCAACCUUCACUGUAUUGGUGACAGGCACUAACCGUUGCGCCACCGGACCGCUAAGCACAGUCUAGAAUCCUUUACCAAAGAAAAAGGGUGUUUCAAAAGAACAUGUAAGAUUCAGCUCACCUCAAGUUUACUUUAAUCUUUAGAUUUUAAGGCUUUUUCUGAGUGAACAGACGAAUUAAAGCUUUGAAGAAAACAGGUCCAUAUCAUGAGCUUAAAAGAAGAUGCACUACAUUAAAAUCCUUUACCCUAUGUUUAAAUCCCAUAGCAGCUACCUCUCUCCCUUUCAUUAAUAAAUUACCAACUAAUAAAAAUUCAACAUAAAUGUUCCAGCUCAAAGUUAUGACAAGAAAAAUGCAAAAUAAGAAAAUGGGAUUUUAGUUAUUUUAAAGUCAUUGAUUAGGCACAAAAGGAACUUUCACUGGAAACUUAACAAUUACACAUAUAUUUAUGCAUUUAAGGACCCACCUGUCUACCCCACCCAUCUGCAGCUACACAAAAAUACUUUUCAGAUCAUUUUUUAAAUUUCUAGCUAAUGGUCUAGAAAAAGACCAUUCCAAAGCUAGGUUUUCUCACUAAUAUCACACUAAAAUUUUUCACUUUUAUAGCAAUCACACCAAUCCAUAUACAAUUCACCUUACAUAUCUUCUUUCCCUUGGAUUUAUUUGCUUUGUAAUUUUUUUCUAAGUAGCUAAGUAUUAGCAUCAACUUCCCUAUGCUUGGAAUGUUAUCAGAAGUGCAGCAUGAGAAAAACAGUCUGAAUAUUUCAAAAGUUGUGCUAGGAAAAAAAAAAAA
This is a messenger RNA of Pomacea canaliculata, 6248 nucleotides long. Its product is annotated as testis-expressed protein 52-like. The transcript is spliced from 3 exons. The record is from RefSeq and is a predicted model, not a curated record. Bases 166 to 987 code for a protein of 273 amino acids. NCBI's taxonomy places the organism in Eukaryota, Metazoa, Mollusca, Gastropoda, Architaenioglossa, Ampullariidae.